AUGCUUGAUGUGUGUAAGGUGUUGGGAAUUCAAAAGAGACAGACUGUUAGUUACAACCCGCAGGGAAAUGGGGUGGUUGAAAAGCUAAAUGCUACGUUAAUAAAUAACCUUUCUCAUUUAGUGGAGAAAAAUCAGGCGGACUGGUGUCAGUGUCUUCCACUUGCACUUUUUGCUCACAGAACAAGUAGACACGGUGCACUUUCAGAUAGUCCGGCAUUUGUAACCUAUGGUCGGGAUUUGAGAACUCCGUCGGAUCUGUUGUUAAAUUCACCGAUUAGGUCCUAUUCCGAUGUUCAGACGUACUCGCAGGUUCUAAGUAAUAGAUUGCAUUCUGUGUAUGCUAAUAUUAAGGAAAAUUUAGAAAAUGCUGCCAAAAGGCAGGAGGAGACAUCAAAUGCAAGGGAUUCUUUUAAGAAUAUAGCUGUAGGAAAUUUAGUGUACCUACACUCCGAGGUAAUUCCGGUGGGGCUUUCAAAGAAAUUGGUAAAACAGAAUGUGGGACCUUACCGCGUUAUUGCUCAGAAGUCUCCUGUUUUAUUUGAAAUUGCCCAAAUGGACAAUGUAAAGAAAAUCCAAACUGUGCACAUGAACCGACUCAUUCCAUAUGCAGGUCGUAAUAGUUAUGACACGACAGCAUCCUUAGUGGUAGAUGCUAAUCAAAAUCUGGUUGAAAGGAUGAGUCCGGUCAUGUCUGACAAAUCAAUUAUAGUGUCCAAGCAUACUGUACAAGCUGGAUCCUCAGUAGACUUGUUUCAUCCAAUUUGGUCAGAUGGUAAUUAUGCUCCACCUUCAUCGCAGACUGUUGUAAACUAUCAGACUGGUGAGAGUCAAAUAGAGGAUGACCUAGAUGUAGGAGCAAAUGUAGAGGUAUCAGCCUCUUCCGAUUAA
Uloborus diversus is the source of this 888-nucleotide messenger RNA. RefSeq lists its product as uncharacterized. The transcript has a single exon. Gene Ontology annotation, biological process: DNA integration. The record is from RefSeq and is a predicted model, not a curated record. NCBI's taxonomy places the organism in Eukaryota, Metazoa, Arthropoda, Arachnida, Araneae, Uloboridae. Gene Ontology annotation, molecular function: nucleic acid binding. The coding region runs from base 1 to 888 and encodes 295 amino acids.